Molecule: messenger RNA, 1409 nt
Organism: Mytilinidion resinicola
Lineage: Eukaryota; Fungi; Ascomycota; Dothideomycetes; Mytilinidiales; Mytilinidiaceae
Exons: 3
Coding region: 320-1036 (238 amino acids)
Source: RefSeq, a predicted model, not a curated record
GCAGAUCCUGGACACACCGCUAUCCUGCGAAUGGAGCCAUGCACCUUUAUCUGCAUCCCGCAAUGCUCGUGCUGUCAUAUACGAGCUAGGGGGAAGUCGUCUGACCCUUUUGUGCCGUCGUAGCUGUGAGUCGGAGUGUCUACCGUAAGAGCCUCAUCGGAAAGCUUGAGAUAAAGCUUCCGGUAAGGCGAGGACAUGGGCAGCAGAAAACCAGUUCAGCUGGAGUCUUCUUGGAAAUUGUAUCCGAGGCGUUCUUGUGCGGAAUCCGUUGUCCCAGAACACUAGCUGCGUACGCGAAACCUGUGGAAAGCAAGUGGCCAUGGCUCCGACCUACAUAUUCCGCAUUGAUGAUAUGGAAGUGGAUGCUCUCGCCUCUCCGGUUACCGAUGCCCAUGGAACCUGGAUGCCACCAACGAGCCCUGGGAGCAACAAGUUGAUGAGUGGAGGAAUAACUGGCAUUUACUGGUGGUGCAACGGCACAGCUAUUGAAAAACUCACAAUCACGGAACCGCCAUCAGGCGCCAUUCAUUUCAAAACUUAUUCAAUUUAUUACAACCACGGGUUCUGGAUCUCGGAUUGCGAUGCGUCUCUAACAAACCAAGCGGCCAACAACUGGCAUAAAUUGACUUUCGAUCACCACGAAACCGAUUACUCGUCCCACUUGACAUUCGCUGGAACACAACAAAUACUGAGGACACAAAGGGAGAACCAGCCAUGGCCUAGCAUGCUCCUUCCCGAUAUCUAUCAUGCACCACGGCCUUGGGCCCAUGAUACCACUGAGUAUGGGGGUUUGACUGGAGAACUGCCAAUUCUUCUUGCCCUGAUUGUCUUCUCGAUCUCCAAAGUUCAUGCGGCAUAUUGCGUCACCCACUGUUUUGCCAAUCAGGAAUUCAAAGUUCACAGCUAUCCGAACGGCAGGGUACCCGAACGAGGAUUAGUCGUUCGAGUCUGGACCUGCCCAUACCAAGGUCGGACGUCAACCAUCAAAGAUCUGGAAGGGUUUGAGAACGGAGAUUACGGGAAAUACUUCAAUUGAGACUCACACUCUCACGCAAAGCUUGCCAAACCGAUUCAAUACGUCCAGCAAUGAUACCGCAGUCAGUUCCCGUCGUCCUCACAAUACGUUACGCCCCCGAACUUCGUUCGAACGGGCACGAGUCUCCUUUCAUGGGGUUCGGAUGCCUUUCUUUUUCAUGAAGUCACGACUUUUUUCUAUAUCAGCACAGAUUCACAGAUCACGUGAUACAGCAACCCAGGUUGCAACCUUUUCCUUUCAAGGAUGCAUCUAUCAACCUUCGUCUCGUUUCUGCUUAUAUGAUUACGUUUUUACUCAAUCGUAUGGUCAUCCGUGUUGAUUCAUCUCAUACGUCUUUAGGUUGUCAUGUCCUUUCGCACAUCAAUGUUCAAGU